CCUUAAACAGCAGUUGAGCCUUCAUAUAGGUCACCCUCUCUCCCAUGUUGCUUCUCUCCUCCUUGAGAGAGAGAGAUUGUUUGAGAGAGAGGGAGAGAGAUUGAGAGAGAGACAUGCAGGAGGGAGGGUUAGACUUUCUCAUGAGUUUGAGCUCUACCAGGUCCAACUUUCUCUACCUUUCCUCCUCUCAUCUCAUAGAAGACACACACACUGCAUAUAGAGAUCACAAGGCUAAUUAGCAUCGGUAGUACUGGUAAGAGUGAUACACACUAAUCACAAGAUUUCAUGGCUCUCGCCACUCUCCUGCUCCCUUCCCCCUCCGCCUCCUCGACCUCUUCUGCCACCAAGGCUGCCGCUGGGGCCGGCGACCACUCCGACAGCCGACGGCAUCACCACCACCACCAAGGUAGCAAGCGCAAGAAGAAGCUUCCUCCGUCACCGCAAGCAUCGUUCCCACCGCCGCCAAGAACCCCGCCAGGCGCCGGAAGCCACCGCGUUAUGACCCCGACCGCGUCGCUUAAGAAGAGCCCCAGGCUCGCCACGGCAAAGAACCCCCAGUACCAGCAGCACCGCGUGCCGUCGAAGAAGGCGGCGGCAACCCCGUCGUCGUCGUCGUGGGAGCAGCUGAAGGGUCUGCUGAGCUGCCGGAGCGCGACGGCGGCGGCGCGCGUGCACGACCCGGGGGCGCCCUCGGCGCUAACGCGCCUCCGCGGCGGCGGCGCGGGGGUGUGCGGCGCCUCGCUCUGCGCCAUCCGCGACGUGGUCGACGCCGCCAGCUCCGCCGCGUCCUCCGCCGCCGCCUCCGACACCGCACCGCUCACCGGUCGCCGCGCGCACCGCGCCGCGUCCUCCACGUCGGUCGCCGGCGGCCACCACUCUUCCCUGAGGGGCCUCUCCGGCUGCUACGAGUGCCGCGCCAUCAACGUCGAGCCAAUGUCGAGGCGGUACCCGAGGCCGAGGGAGCUGCGUGCUUGCCCGCAGUGCCGGGAGGUGUUCACCAAGGCCGACAGCUUGGAGCACCACCAGGCCAUUCGACAUGCCGUGUCGGAGCUGGGGCCGGAGGACUCCGGGCGCAACAUCGUGGAGAUCAUCUUCAAGUCUAGCUGGCAGAAGCGGGAGCGCCCCAUCUGCCAGAUCGACCGCAUCCUCAAGGUGCACAACGCCCCGCGCACCGUCGCCCGCUUCGAGGCCUACCGCGACGCCGUGCGCUCCCGCUGCCGCGCCGUCGCGGCCCGCGCCGCCGCCGACGGCAACGAGCUGCUCCGGUUCCACUCCGCGCCGCUCGCGUGCGCGCUGGGGCUCAACGGCGCCACCUCUCUCUGCGCCGCCGACUCCACCACGGGCGCUGGCAAUGAGCCGCCGCCGUCGUCGUCGGCGACGCCUCCUCCUGCGAACGCCGCCGCGGCCGCGUGCGGCGUGUGCACGGCGAUCCGGCACGGGUUCGCGCCGUGGGUGGGCGCGCACCCGCUCGGCGUGCGCACCACGGCCAGCAGCGGCCGCGCGCACGACUGCGGCGCCUCGGCGCCGGCGCAGGCCGCGAACGUUAACGGGGGAUGCCGUGCCAUGCUGGUGUGCCGCGUCAUCGCCGGCCGCGUCCGUCGCGACGGCGACGCCGCGGAGGCAGCAGAGGAGGGCCCGUUCGACUCGGAGGCCGGCGAGGACGCGGCGAGCAGCAGCGUGUACGGGAAUCUCGAGGAGCUGUUCGUGGCCAACCCGAGGGCCAUCCUGCCUUGCUUCGUCGUCAUCUACCGCGUGCUUCAAUCUUGAGUGAACCACAUAGAGUAUAUGCAUCUUCUAAGUUCGUAUACGUUUGUACUAAAAAGAGUGCCCAAGGUCACGUCUGUUUUUCUUUUUUCUUAUGUGAACAACUACUACUUAAAAAUGAUAUUAUAAAUGCUGGGAAUUAAUAUUUUGUUUUA
Molecule: messenger RNA, 1919 nt
Organism: Phragmites australis (common reed)
Lineage: Eukaryota; Viridiplantae; Streptophyta; Magnoliopsida; Poales; Poaceae
Exons: 3
Coding region: 286-1767 (493 amino acids)
Source: RefSeq, a predicted model, not a curated record